CACUUCGAUUCUUUGCUCUCUCUUCUAAUGGGGGAAAUUAGAAACAAAGAAAAGUUCGGCUUUUGGAACGGAGGGGAGGAGACCAGUUGAAGCUUCAUUUUGAAUUCGUGGAAGCCCUCGCCAAUUGAUCAAUUCCUCGAAACAAUUUUGUGAUCAUCCUUCAGUGAAUAUGAAAGGGCAAGGCAGCUAUAUUCCACCUCCAUAUAUUCCUCUACAUCAGUAGGAUACUGAAGUUGACAGUAACCCUGUGAAUGCAAGUUCCUCUUCUCACCUAUCUGUAACACAGGACAUGACAUAAUGGUCUUCUGGAAUCUGUGCUUGCUUCGAUGAUUUGCAGAGCUGUAUGCUACUUUCUGCCAUCUGACUUAAUUUUCAGAAGAAAAAUAAUUCAAGGAGUAAGGCUUGUCUACAACACUUCACGAAAACAAUUUCUGGAAGGUUGUAUUGGUGUUGUAUGUCCAUGCUUCCUGUUUGGGGAAAAUGCAGAAUUCCUGGGAUCUGGAACACUGGCAGGGUCAUGCAUGACCCAUUUUAUUUUGUGGGGUCUUGUCAAUAGUCUCUGCUGUCUGUUCACCAGAGGUCUACUUGCUGGAGUACCAGGAUCAAUGGUUGCUUGUUAUGCAUGUGGAUACCGCAAGUCACUACAGACAAAGUAUAAUCUGCAGGAAGCACUGUGUGGUGACUUGGCCACAUAUUUGUUCUGCCACUUGUGUGCCAUUUGUCAAGAGUGCAGAGAGAUUUAUGAGAGAUCCAAUGGCUUCAGUCCUACUCUGGCAUUCUCUGAGGUUGCCUCUCCCCCAAUCCAGACAAUGGACUUAGCUCCACAUGAAUAAUGGAAGUUGAAGAACGUUUAUAUUGCUUGCUCACACUGCUCCUUGCGCUUCCUUGAGAAUGGCUUGUAGCUUUGGAAAAACUAAAGCUGUUGAAACAUCGAGGACAAGGAUAUUGCAAUUCUUCCAACUUCAGGUCGUGCAAGAGGCUUUGUAGUUUUGCCAUAUUGAAACGAGGAGUAAAAUAUCUUUUAGAUUUUUACAUCUGCUUAAUUGAUUGUACUACAAUGUUCAUGUAUGCUUGUGGAGUAAAAUAUUUCUGCUUCAGCUGAGGUUCAGAUUUAAACUGCACUUAGUGUUGAUCAUGUGACAUAGCAAAUGGCUGGCAUUUGAAGUCAUGUUGUGAGGCCACCACAUGCUCAGGUACCUUAUUGUAUCGGUUUUAUUGUACUAUUCAUCUAUUUACUAAACAUUAAUGAUAUAGCGUUGCCAUGGCCAAGUAAUUCAAACUUAA
Musa acuminata AAA Group (dessert banana) is the source of this 1284-nucleotide messenger RNA. Its product is annotated as cell number regulator 5-like. The record is from RefSeq and is a predicted model, not a curated record. The coding region runs from base 327 to 833 and encodes 168 amino acids. The transcript is spliced from 5 exons. Lineage: Eukaryota; Viridiplantae; Streptophyta; Magnoliopsida; Zingiberales; Musaceae.